Molecule: messenger RNA, 2461 nt
Organism: Phragmites australis (common reed)
Lineage: Eukaryota; Viridiplantae; Streptophyta; Magnoliopsida; Poales; Poaceae
Exons: 7
Coding region: 393-2273 (626 amino acids)
Biological process (GO): glucan catabolic process
Molecular function (GO): beta-glucosidase activity
Source: RefSeq, a predicted model, not a curated record
CGUUGCGCGCCUCCCUCCUCUUCGUCUUCCUCCGUCCUGCCAUUGUUGCUUGCCUGGCUUGGUGUUGCUUCGCUGCGCACUCCACUUGUUAGAAUAGUCGCGGCUGAGUAGGAGGAGGAGGGAGCAGGACAAUAUUGACACUGUGCGGAUAGAUUAGAGGGUGCUGCCGUCAAGGAACAGUGUGCAGAUUGCGGCUGAUCGGGACGGCGUCGCUGUCGUCCCUGUUGCUGCACCGGCCACUCUGCCCCCGCCCCACAUCGCCGGCGUCGUAACACGCAACCAUCGUCGCGCGGGAGGACGUCGCCUCAAUCGCGGUUAUUGCCUUGAGCAGGACGACUACUUAGCACCAACCCGUCCGGAGGCGCCUCGUCCCGCUCCUGCGCCGCCACAGGAUGGCGCUGCUCACGGCGCCGGCGAUGGCCGCGGUGCUGCUCCUCUUCUGGGUGGCCUACGGUGACGCGGAGUACGUGCUCUACAAGGAAGCAAGCCAGCCCGUGGAGGCCCGCGUCGCCGACCUCCUGGGAAGGAUGACGCUCGCGGAGAAGAUCGGCCAGAUGACGCAGAUCGAGCGGCAGGUAGCCUCGCCGCAGGUGCUCAAGGACAACUUCAUCGGGAGCCUGUUGAGCGGCGGCGGGAGCGUGCCGCGGAAGCAGGCGACGGCGGCGGACUGGAUGAGCAUGAUCAGCGACUUCCAGAAGGCCUGCCUGUCCACGCGGCUCGGCAUCCCGAUGAUCUACGGCAUCGACGCCGUCCACGGCCACAACAACGUCUACGGCGCCACCAUCUUCCCCCACAACGUCGCGCUCGGAGCCACCAGGGAUCCUAAUCUGGUGAAGAGGAUCGGCGCCGCGACCGCACUCGAAGUGAGAGCCACUGGCAUCCAAUACGCGUUCGCGCCCUGCAUUGCGGUGUGCCGUGAUCCGAGGUGGGGGCGGUGCUAUGAGAGCUACAGCGAGGACCACCGGAUCGUGCAGGCCAUGACGGAGCUCAUACCGGGCUUACAGGGCGACGUUCCCCAGAACUUCACCAGCGGCAUGCCCUACGUCGCCGGAAAGAACAAGGUGGCGGCGUGCGCAAAGCACUUCGUCGGGGACGGCGGCACGCAGAAUGGCAUCAACGAGAACAACACCAUCAUCAGCCAGGAGGGCCUGAUGAGCAUCCACAUGCCGGCCUACCUGAACGCGCUCCGGAAGGGCGUCUCCACCGUCAUGAUCUCCUACUCCAGCUGGAACGGCCUCAAGAUGCACGCCAACCACAACCUCAUCACCCGAUUUCUCAAGGGCCAGCUCAAUUUCAAGGGCUUCACGAUCUCUGAUUGGGAGGGCAUUGACAGGAUCACCAGCCCUCCAGGGGCAAACUACUCCUACUCUGUCCAGGCUUCAAUUCUUGCUGGCAUUGACAUGAUCAUGGUGCCCAACAACUACCAGAACUUCAUCAGCAUCCUGACCGGCCACGUCAACAGCGGCCUGAUCCCGAUGAGCAGGAUCGACGACGCCGUGACGAGGAUUCUGCGCGUCAAGUUCACCAUGGGCUUGUUCGAGAACCCCAUGCCCGACGCUACCUUCGCCGACCAGCUAGGGAAGAAGGAGCACAGGGACUUGGCGAGGGAGGCGGUGAGGAAGUCGCUCGUGCUCCUCAAGAACGGCAAGCCAGGUGACGCGCCUCUGCUGCCGCUGCCCAAGAAGGCGGCCAAGAUCCUCGUGGCCGGGAGCCACGCCGACAACCUGGGCUACCAGUGCGGCGGGUGGACGAUCGAGUGGCAGGGCGACACAGGCCGCAUCACCGUCGGCACCACCAUCCUGGACGCCGUGAAGGCGGCCGUGGACCCUUCGACAACGGUGGUGUUCGCGGAGAACCCCGACGCGGACUUCGUCAAGAACGGCGGCUUCUCCUACGCCAUCGUGGUCGUCGGCGAGCAGCCGUACGCGGAGACCAAGGGCGACAGCCCGAACCUGACCAUCCCGGACCCGGGCCCGAGCACCAUCCAGACGGUGUGCGGCGCCGUGCGGUGCGCGACGGUGCUCAUCAGUGGCCGCCCCGUGGUGGUGCAGCCGUUCCUGGGUGCCAUGGACUCGCUCGUGGCCGCGUGGCUGCCAGGAACCGAGGGGCAGGGCGUCACCGACGUGUUGUUCGGCGACUACGGGUUCACCGGGAAGCUGCCGCGGACGUGGUUCAAGUCCGUGGACCAGCUGCCGAUGAACUACGGCGACGCGCACUACGACCCGCUGUUCCCACUCGGCUACGGGCUCACCACACAGGGCAGGACGUCCUAGACGUCGGUGCCGUGGCGGCGAUCUGCUCCGGCAGGAUGGUGGUAGAGAUAGGAAAUUGGAACAGUGCACAGGCGCGGGGACAUGUAGUUCUUGGCUCCUUGGCCGUUCAUAUCGAUUUAUAUUUAUGGUGUACGCUCAGUUCUCAGUGUGGAGUAGCAUCCACUUGAUAAGCGAUCUCAAUUCUUAUA